AUGUCAAACAAACGUGUUGCAAUUUUGGAGCUGUUUCGACAAGGAAAACGUCAAUGUGAAAUUGUGCGUUUGCUCGGUGUUGGAAAGGACCUAGUGUCUAAAGCAUUUAAACAAUACAAGAAGCUUGGCCACGAUGGCCGCCGUCCAGGAAGUGUCAGAAAGCGGACUGUCAACACGUCUGCUAACCGCAAAAUCAUCAAGAAGAGAGUUCAACGAAAUCCGAGGGUCUCCAUGAGAAAAAUCGCUCAUGAGACCGGCAUAAGCGAUCGGUCAGUCCACCGAAUAGCGAAAGAGGAGCUCAACCUCAAGGCCUACAAGCUCCAGAAAGUUCAGCUUCUCACCGACGACAACAAACGCGUACGACUGCAAAGAUGCUGCCAACUCAAGCGUCCGGCCGCUGCUGAAUGA
Uloborus diversus is the source of this 408-nucleotide messenger RNA. RefSeq lists its product as uncharacterized. Gene Ontology annotation, molecular function: DNA binding. The record is from RefSeq and is a predicted model, not a curated record. NCBI's taxonomy places the organism in Eukaryota, Metazoa, Arthropoda, Arachnida, Araneae, Uloboridae. Gene Ontology annotation, biological process: regulation of DNA-templated transcription. The coding region runs from base 1 to 408 and encodes 135 amino acids. The transcript has a single exon.